GGUGUGGUGCGUAGGCGGGAGCCGAGAGGGAGUCAGGCAUGUCCACUACCGCUGCGGCGCGCGCGUGCGGCGCCCGGUCGCUCUUGUCGCUGAUGCUACUGCUGCUGCUGGGCCUGGCCGCCUCGCUGCCGGGGGCGGUGCCCGCAGGUGGGGGCGGCGGGGGCGGCACGCCGGCCAGCCAGCACCUGCUGGUCUACCGGCUCGUGCUGCACACCUUCUGGGACAGGGCGCGCUUCCCCAAGCACUUCCCGGACUGGAGGCCGCCCGCACAGUUCUCUGCACUCAUCGGUCGGUCGCACAGCGGGCAGGCGGCGCCGCUGUUCCGCGUGGGCGCCGUGGCGUCGCCGGGGCUGCGCGUGCUGGCGGAGACGGGCCGCGCAGACUUGCUGGACGCGGCGCUGGGGCAGCCGGCGGCCGGCGUGCUCGACCAGUUCACCGCGCCGCCCGUGCGCGCCGGCGUCGGCCGCACCGAGACGCACUUCUUCGUCGACACCAACCACUCCAAGGUGUCCGCCGUAAGUCGCAUCACGCCGUCUCCUGACUGGUUCAUCGGCAUAGACAGCGUCGACCUGCUGGUGGCCGGUUCCUGGCUGGACUCCAUCACUCUUGAGGCGGACCCGCUGGACGCGGGCACGGACAACGGCUUCACGUUCACGGCGCCCAACUGGCGCACCGAGCCGCCGGGCCCCGUCUACCGCAUCACCAGCCGCGCGCCCGCACACCCGGCCGGCUCCUUCUACUACCCACAGCUGGACGAGCUGCCGCCCAUCGCCACCUUCCAGAUCAUCAAGGUGCGGGAGUACCGUCUGGGGGCGGUGUUCGAGCACGCGGCCGACGACCUGCGCUACGAGCUGGUGGUGCCGCAGCCCGCUGCCACGCCGCCCCCGCCGCCCACCAACAACGACGACCUGCAGAACGAGAUCGAGCAGGAGCGUCGCGAGCAGGCGCCGGCGCCCGCCCCCGCGUCCACGCCGCCCCCGGCGCCGGCCUCCUCGCCGCCCACCAGCACGGCUGCGGCGACCAGCACCACCAGCGUCGCACCGCCGGGCCCGCUGCCCCUCGUCUUCAAGCGCGGGGACAAGAAGGCGCUGCGCAAGCACAUCAUGCGCUACAACAAGAAGGCUGCCCGCAGGAAACUCAGGUCGGGCAUCCGCGACUGCCGAGUCGGCGACUGGUCGGCGUGGGGUCCGUGCAGCCAGUCGUGUGGCAUCGGCGAGAUGCAGCGGCGGCGCAAGGUGGUGCGCGAGGUGGGGCGUCGCGGCGGCAGGCCGUGUCCGCCUCUGGUGGAGACGCGCUGGUGCGGCAGCGCGCGCACCUGCGGCGCCGAGACGCGCGGCGGCUACUUCCACUGGGGCGCCGGCGCGCCCUAGCCGGGGGCCGCCGUCUGCUCCACAACCUCCCCGCCACCACGCACCUUCUGUAACACUUUGUGACUCCAUUUCAUUUGAGGAACCCUGCCUUCGACUCAUUCUUCACCAGACGUACAGCGCGCUACUGGGCACGCGCACUGUGUACGUGUUGACAGCGUAGCGUGUUACUUCGUUUGUGGUGUCGAUCCGAGACAGCGAGCUGGAGGGAUCGUUCCCAGAGCUACUGGAGAGCACCAGCUCGAGAACAAUUCUAAUGGCAUCAUUUGCGAGAACUGUAACAGUGUACAGAGUUUUUCAACAAGUCGGUGAAGUGCAGCACAGCGAAAAUUUCCAGGAACUCUUGUUAAGUACGUCCAAAAUCACAGGGUUACUACAAAAGCUCCUCCAUAAUUUAACGCUAUACUCCAUAAACUAGAAAUCAAGCGGAGAUUACUGACAACUGUUGGAUACUGCACAAGUUUUACCCACCGCGAUAUAAACGCAGUAUGCAUCCUCAUCUCGUCAGCGAACACAUUCCUUUCUAGUAUUUGUACGUGGCGGAUGCAGGUUUCAGUAAGUUCCAUUCAGCGAUCUUCAAGAUUCAGCGUGGUUGCGGAGCUAAAUACUUCUCUUGCUCCAUCUCCUCCUACACUCCGCUAAUAUUUCUAAACAAGCGGUACUUCCAACGUUCUUCAUAACCUUUUUAAAUGUUCGAACCUUUUCUAGUCCUAUGGAUUUCGCCUCUAGCGCUGCAUACUUUUACAAGUUACGUAGUCCUGAAUGGCUAGCCAAGUGUUCAACCAAUAAGUUCUUUCUUUCCCUUAGUAUUUUCCAUCUACUUCUUUACUUAUCUAUUCUUCCGAUUACUUCUCUACCUCCACCGCGUCUGCAUCUCUCAUAUGCAUCACAUGGACAAAAAUUUCUAUACCAGUAAGUCUUAAAAGACAAAUUGUUAUCCAGACAGCAGCCACCCAUCUGCUGACGCCACUACCUCUAUUAUGCUUUGAGGUAAACUGAAACCACGAAUACUGAACUUUGAGAACGUCUCCCUUCUUAUCACGGAUGACAUUAGCGAAUGGACGAUUUAACUUCGGAUUCGCAACAUCCCGAAUGUCGGUAAGUCGUUUGUAGUAACUCUGUUCAAAUAACGAUAUUCACAUAUUUAACCGAAACCUUGUGCGGUCUUUCAACGUCACUGUAUUUUGAAUAGCUGGAUUAAUGGCUACGUGAACAACGAUAACUGAAAUUUCUGCCCUCUAAAGACAGUCAGACGUCGCAAUAUUUGCGCUGAGUGUCCAAAUUACAUGACAAUUUCUAAAAUGUUUAAAAUACUAUAAGACACUACUGAGACGCUGGGCCGUCGAAAAUUUUGGUCCACCGAGUGCGUCACUUUUGUGCAUUCCGCUCUGGCGGAUGCGUGUACAAUAAUAAGAGUCUCUUUAAGUUUCAUUAACACAUUCGUUAGAAAUUAGCGAAAAUUUCGACGUCUUUUAAAUUACCAAUACGGAAAAUAGUUGUCACACUCUGGGCGUAAAUUUCAAGUAGACUUUCACUUGAAUAAAAUUCCUUUUCAUUACCUAGAAAUUGCACGAUUCGAACGAACUGACGGGUAGCUCGAAGAUAUGUAAGUUAUUCAAUUAGCGAAAGGUUUUAGAUUUAAUGAUUAAGUAUAAAUCCUUUUAAUAUAUUUCGGUAAGAUUCUACGCUAACACGACGGACUCUGCAAACGACACGAACUCCACGUGUCCAACAAUCACAACGUAAAGGAAGAGUGCGUCUUAAUAUUUGGUAGGUAAGAGUCAUUUCAUCGAUACAGAUGCGUAUCGAAAACUGUACAGUUGUCUAGAUUUGUAAGUUCGUAAACAGUUUGAAACACAGUACUGUAGCUGUUGUUAAGCAGAUAUUCUUGCUACUAUUGUAAAAGUUGGAAGAAAAAUUGUAAGAUAAUCACCUUUCAUACAGUGGCCUUUUAACUGUCAGACGUCAUGUUCGUCCUUGUCUCAGUUUAAUGAAAGAAACUGACUUUUAUUGUAACUCGAAAACUUCUUUUACUAACUCGCAGUGUAACAUUGUAAGAAAUUGUUGCCUUAUUUUUCAAUAAAUAUUGUGUACAAACCA
Molecule: messenger RNA, 3467 nt
Organism: Schistocerca americana (American grasshopper)
Lineage: Eukaryota; Metazoa; Arthropoda; Insecta; Orthoptera; Acrididae
Product: spondin-2-like
Exons: 6
Coding region: 39-1370 (443 amino acids)
Biological process (GO): cell adhesion
Cellular component (GO): extracellular matrix
Source: RefSeq, a predicted model, not a curated record